Moneuplotes crassus is the source of this 585-nucleotide messenger RNA. The record is from the annotation of a GenBank genome assembly. Lineage: Eukaryota; Ciliophora; Spirotrichea; Euplotida; Euplotidae.
UAGUAAGUAUUUUAGUAAUAACGUUGAUAAGGAAUUUAUAUAAACAUCUAGAACCAGUACCAGUCUGGGUAUUAGCUCAGAGGCAAGGCUGAUUAGUAAGCCCUAAACUUAGGAGUGGGAGCAUCCACUUUCUCCAACCUCUGUGUCGUCUUUCUUUGCCUCUUAAUGAUUGCCAGCUGUAGUAGGUCGCUUAUCUGAGCCUUCAUUGAAGUGCAGGAUGUCAGUUUAUUUUUAUGGAAUCGUCCAUUCUUCCUUAACUUACUUUUGGAAGCUAAGUCGUUAAUCAGACCCUUGGAAACUCUUGAGCAAGUUGAGAAAUCAUUAUAAGCUGAAGGAAUAUUCUUUGAGGUGCCUAUAUCCUCAGUAAGCUUAUCUUCAAGUCUUCUCCUAUUGGCAAGCCCAUCUGAGUUGAUUGUAAUUUACACGACGGAGUGCUUCAUACCAAAGGGUUAUUGGCCAUGUUUUUCUCUAAACUUGUUGAUGUUUUUACCUUUGAUAGGACAACACCCUCAUCAAGUAAUUCCUCUGACAAAUCUUCUUCAUAGAGGCACUCCCUAGGGUUGAUUUGGAACGAAAACUCCAUUU